Penicillium subrubescens is the source of this 4359-nucleotide messenger RNA. Its product is annotated as NACHT and TPR domain protein. The coding region runs from base 97 to 4359 and encodes 1420 amino acids. Lineage: Eukaryota; Fungi; Ascomycota; Eurotiomycetes; Eurotiales; Aspergillaceae. The record is from RefSeq and is a predicted model, not a curated record. The transcript is spliced from 3 exons. Gene Ontology annotation, molecular function: protein binding.
AACCAACAGAACACCGAGUGCUGUUACAUAGAGUGGACGAUAAAGCGUCAUUGUGUUUCAUCGAAUUUCCAAAAAGUGGCUUUCUGUAUCGUGCACAUGUCUGCCGUUGAAAUCAAGGACGAUUAUAACAUCCAAGAAGCAUGGGAUAAGGCCUGCGGGGCAUUUGCCCAGAUCACAAAGGUCGAUCUCACCACGUCUCCGAAACUCACCGUCGACGAGAUCCUGGACCAGAUCCGGAUUAAGCAAGAUGCAGACGACGAGAAAAACAACAAGUUCAAGGCUGCCAAGGAUGUAAUAGGCAAAACACUGAAAUUUAUCACGGUGCUUGGGGGUAUAGCUGCCCAAGGUGCUAGCAUGGUCUUCGCGCCUAGUAGUCUUUGCUUCAAUGCAAUUUCGUAUCUCAUUGAUACCGGAGCUAAAUACAAGCGCAUUUUCAGUAGUCUAGCUGAGCUCUUUCGACGGAUCUCCGAUGUAUUAGAGCGCUGCAAGAUCUAUAUGCGAUUGCCGGGAGACGCUGUUGACAUUUCCCUCCGCAAGAUCAUUAACGAAGAGCUGAUGUGUUUUGUCGACAUUUGUGCGUUGUCUAUCAAGGUGCUCAAGGGGAACAAGAUCCUCACUGCCCUUAAGGUGUUUGCCUUCGAUAGCGAUGAAGGUGUCAGGGGCCAAUUGGACCGACUGGCUUUGCUGGUUGAAAGGGAAUCUCAGAUGCGAGCAACUCUGGGAUUCGAGUCACAGAAGACUAGCGAAAGAGCGAUCGUCGAAACCCGAGAUGGAACUAAGAAGGUCACUGCCUCAGUUGACAAGCUGCUCACCUUCGAGAGAAAGAGAGACGCAGACAAUAUGGCGCAGCGGCUCCUAAGCAACAUUGAUGCAAAUCUAGGCACACCCAGCGAGACGUACAAGACCAUCCAGGCGAUUUACAAACGUCGCUUGAAUGAUCAAGUUCAAGGGAGUGGACAAUGGCUUCAACAUGACCCUUUGUACACGGCGUGGGCAGAUGCCCGACGGUCGCGGUUUUCCAUUUUGGGGGUCACGGGAGAUGAGGGCUAUGGCAAGUCAUUCGUCUUUGCGGCUAUCGUCAAGCACCUGCAAGAAGUGUACUCUGAGGCUACAGAGGAUAUGACAUGCACCUCCAUUUCCUACUAUAUGUUCGAUCAACAAGAAAUGAAGGACCUAUCUCUGAUCAAGGCCCUCGAAGUUCUUGCAUGGCAAAUUGCCAAAGCGGAUAUGGUGUAUCGCAAAGAGUUGGGCUCGGUCAAUACAGCUGGUAUCAACCAGAUUGGGAGUCUUUGCAAGCAGCUCUUUGGCAAAUCCUAUAAGACCGACUCAACAUUCUUCCUCUUGUUGGAUGGAGUCGAUCAGAUGGACAAGCAACAUUUGAAGGAGUUUGUGCAGCUCCUAGAGGAAUGGCAGAGUACUGCUUCCACAUGGCAUCAGUUCACUCUUCGUGUUCUCCUAAUUGGACGGACGGAGACGAUGGACAAAAUCAAAGCUCAAACUGGAGACGAAAUUCCAGUCAUCGAUGUGGCGUCUGCGAAUCGUGACGAUAUGAUCAACUUCAUCAACGACCGGAUGAACAAGAUGGACAUUCUCGGUGGAUCGUCCGACCCAGUGGUUGCCCUGCGCAGCGAUAUCUUGGAGACCCUGACGAAUAAGACCAAGGGCGAUUUUGUCAACGUCGGACUCCUUUUAGACGAGAUCAGCGGCAAAAAACGCCCCAGCGAGAUUCGCGACAUUUUGACCCGGUCGGGAGAAAGUCGAUCUGACACGAUUGCUAGAAAGAUGGAAAUGCUCAACGAGACGCUCAACGACGAGGAUAUCUCCGAUCUCAACCAUCUGCUCACAUGGGUCGUGUUUGCGGAGUGGCCACUCACCCUCGAGGAGCUGGAAGCUGCGCUCUUCCUGAAAUCUCGCGAGCCUUCUCUGCGACCUCUCGCAGAGAAUAUAAGAGAUCGGUAUUCUUCAUUGCUUUGCAUUAGAGGUACAUACGUUUAUCUUGUCUCCGAUUCGAUCGAGGAUUUCUUGCGUACAAAACCCGAUUCCGAAGGCACUAGAGACGAUCAGAAUUUGGAUACCAUCGGCGAAGUCAGUGAGGCCGAAGUUAGAAUCGUGCGACGAUUUCUUGAGUCCGUCUGCGACCCGAAACUGUUCAACAAAUUCGGAUUCGAUGAAUUUUUUAAGCGCAAAAUGAAAGGGAAAACUGUUCGGAUUGGGGUGGACAUUGAGACGGCACACCUGAUGAUCGUUUCAGCGUGUCUGGAGGUUAUUUGUUCGAAAACAUCGCCAAGUGUGAAUGCUUUGCUUCGGUAUGCGGAAAACAAUUUGGGCGAGCAUCUCAAGCAAGCGGACCCUUCAUUAACACAACCGCAUCAAAAGAUGGCACUGGGCCCGCAGUUGGUGAAGAUUUUUGCAGAUGACGAGGUCAUCAACCGAUGGUGGACGGCGAGCAGCCACCAGCUGCCGGACCUAUGGAUCUAUGACGAUAAAUAUGCGGAAGUCACGUUGAAAUGGCUGCAGGACUCUGCCGUCACCAAAAAUAUCUCUGAGGAGGAGAGGAAGUGGGUCAGGAGUCUGAGUUCCAAAUCUGAGCUUGAUGCAGAUCUCCUUGAGCAUAUUGCAAGAGUCAUUGCUCGCAAUUGGCUCCAGGACGGCCAAGGGAACCUUUAUAUUAUGCUCAAUGCUGUGCGUGGGUACAUCACCAAGAUCGAGAAUCGUAAAGACCCUAAGAUCGAAAGAUUGAUCACCAACUCGGACGCUGAGCAAGUUCAAGCCUCCCAAAUAUUAGAUGCAGCAACGUGGGCUCAGGCGCAGAUUGGUCUCGAUACUCUAGGCUAUGAGGAGAACCGUAAUCUGGCACGUACUCUGCGAGCCUUUGACAAGUACGAUGAGGCCAUCGAACAUUUCAAACUUGCAUCGACACUCGCGCACGAUAAUUGGCUCUCACAGUGGGGACUAGCAGACUGUUAUGCAGGUCGGAAGGAGUUUACCACCGCUAUCGAGAUUUUGGAGGCUACAAAGAAAGGCAUUGAGAAUGGAGAGAUAGGAAAUGCUGAAGAGCUCAGAGAUGAGCUAGCGGAGAUGAAACGAGACCUAGCUGGAUGGAACAAGGAGGCUGGCCGAAGUGAAAUAACUCUUGCUAUUUACGAGAAGCUACUUCAAGAAUCCCCUCACGACUAUAACACAGCUCUUGCACUCAUGACGCUGUUGCACAAGCAGGGAAACUACCAGCGUUUGUUUGAGCUUUUCCAGUCAAUGGCAGAUUCUACAGACGAGGACAGUGGCUUCGAUCGGCAGAUCCAGAACUUUCAUACGCACCAUUAUCAGGGAGAUUACCAUGAAGCUCUCUUCGCAUCAGUUCGCAGCGACCGAGAGUUUAACAUCGUUCUCAAAGGCUACGAGGCAGCCAUUACUGCUGCCAAAACACGAGUUGCGGAGGAAAAAAAGGCCCGCAAGCCCAAAGAGGAGUGGUAUGCACUAACCUGCCAGAUUGAUCUGAUGCAUUAUAUUGCACUUCUGUACUGCAGCAACAGCGCCGAAAACCACGACCGGGUGGAAUUGGCUAUCAAUCAGUGGCUACAAAUUCUGCAUAUGAAUGGAACCGAUGACUUGUUUAUUGCAGAUAGACAAACGCUUGCCGGUUCACAGCUCGCUAUCGUCUGUUUUGAGAAAGCUCUACAGUACCCAGACACUGCUGCAAUUUACCUGGAGCACCUAGAGAAUGUCGCAGCGCUCAAGAGGGGGGAGUAUGAUCUUCAUGAUACAUAUCCGGCGCGACUUCUUGCUCGGUAUCACGCCCUGCAAGGCGAUGAACAGAAGAUCAAAAAUGUUCUACGUCGCCACAUCAAGCUGAACCUUGACCUUCUUUCAGAUGAUGACCCACUUAAUGACUGGCAAGGAUACAACGGUUUAGCGAUGCAUUUUAUGUUCGCAGGCCAUGAUGCUGAUGCUCUCGCCGCUUGGUCAUUAAUAACUCCCAAUGAUGCCAUGGGGAACGCUGGAAAUCCUGCUACAUCUGACACAACCGAGGGGAAAUUGGAGGGGCCCUUGAGAGACCUCUGCGACGGUGGCUGUGGCACCUACUGGACGUUCGCGGACAACUUUUACGUCUGCAAGUACUGUGAAUACAUCAAUUUCGACCAACAGUGCUUGGACAAGAUGCGGAAUGGGACCCUCGGGGUUAAAAUUUGUAAUCCGGAUCACGAGAUGCUGCACGUUCCAGCCUAUGAUUCAGUUGAGCGCCAGAGAAUCGGCGCGGGCAACGUAAAGGUUGGUGAGGAGAUCCUGCCGGUUGAUGAGUGGCUGCAGCGGAUUCGCAAGGAAUGGGGAAUUAAGUCGGCUGAAGAGUUUAGACAGGGAUGA